AUGUACGGAUACGUCCCAUACCUUAGCGAUUCAAAGUAUACGUGCAUACGGAUACUUGGAAAUAUAUACAUACCUAGACAGGAGGUGAACAUCAUCCCAUACAUAGAUCCAUACCUUACUCGGAACGGAUACCUUACGGGCAUCCUGUUACUCGCCUGUUCCUUGCCUUCCCGUCCCCUACCGGCGUCGACUGCCUCAUGCAGUAUCACUCGCCUUUUAGCACUCUACCUGUCCGACUACGCUAAAAAUCGCAUCGUCCUCGUAAGAAUCUCGAUCCGCGCUCCACGCGCCUGUUGCUUGCCCGUGUCUCUUCCUAACACUCGCCCACGUCCCUGUUGCUCUCUUUACUUUCCAAGGAUCAGUGUCUUUGCUCCUUGUCACUUGGUCUUGCUGUACAUCCCUCUUCCUGGUCUAGAAGAAAGGCUCUUGGCCAGCUUCCCCACAAAACAGUGCAUCGAUUUCUUCGUCUCGACCACGGGGAACCCUACUGGCCUACCAACCUGCCUGUCCAGCACUUUCUUAUUUACCAUUGUGCUCGGCCAGUCUAUUCCGACCUGA
Molecule: messenger RNA, 558 nt
Organism: Colletotrichum costaricense
Lineage: Eukaryota; Fungi; Ascomycota; Sordariomycetes; Glomerellales; Glomerellaceae
Exons: 1
Coding region: 1-558 (185 amino acids)
Source: RefSeq, a predicted model, not a curated record